Molecule: messenger RNA, 2543 nt
Organism: Phytophthora sojae
Lineage: Eukaryota; Oomycota; Peronosporomycetes; Peronosporales; Peronosporaceae
Exons: 8
Coding region: 1-2439 (812 amino acids)
Cellular component (GO): trans-Golgi network membrane
Source: RefSeq, a predicted model, not a curated record
AUGAACCGGCAGGCGCUGGCCGAGGCCACGAGUCUGCACGACGGGCCCGUGCCCGUCUACCUCAUGGAGGAGAUCGCCAACUCGACCAAGGGUAACAACCGCGACGCGGAGAAGAUCGCCGACUACAUGCUGGGGCGCCUCAACAAGAGCAACUUAACCGUGAAGCUCAAGGCGCUGCAGAUCAUCUCGUUCUGCAUCAGGGAGGGCGCGCCCGCGUUCAGGGAGGCCAUCAGGGACGAGGAGCAGGAGAUCUCGGCCUAUCUGCAGUUUUCAGGGCCUCCGGAUCCGGUGUAUGGUGACGAGAAGUAUCGUCGUAUCCGCGUGGCGUCCCAGGAAGCUCUGGUGUGCUUGAAUGACGGUUUCUUGUCGCGUCGCAAUGAGGAGCCGCCUCAACAGCAACAGCAACAGCAGCAGCAGCCUCCUCAGGGUGGAGGCAAUAGCUGGCAGGCCCCGCAAGGAGACAACGCGCCGUCAUACAACAAUAGCAAUGGAUCUUACAAUCAGGGUGGCCAGUCGGAGCGACAGCACUCGAACGUCGGAGGAUCGUGGGGGCAGCCGCAGGCGAACUCUUCGCGACCCGCUCCGUAUCAGGAAAAUCCUUCUGGGGGCUACAAUGGACCUUCCGGCGGAGGAUACAAUGGCCCCUCGGGUAACAGCGGUUAUGGUGGCGGUAACAGUGGUUACGGUGGAGGUAACAGCGGCUACGGAGGUGGUAACAGCAGCUACGGAGGAGGCAGCAGUGGCUACGGUGGAGGCAAUAGCUAUGGACAGAACAGUGGGAACUCGGGGGGAUAUGGGUACAACCAAAGCGGCUCGCAGGGAGGGUACGGUCAGAGUUCGGCACCGCAGCAACAGCAGCAAGCUAGCGGCUUCAGCUCGUGGUCAUCCUCGUCAUCGUCUGGUCUGGCCUCGAAGAGUGCGGGCGCGGGCGUCUGGAGUAGCACAGGAUACCAAAAGAAGGACCCUGCAAUGGACAAUGAGCCGCGCUACAACCCAGCCACAAGGCGGGACAAUCGCCCCACUGUUCUUGUGGGCCACUCGUUGAACUUCCCCAAGCCCGCCGGCGGAUUUGGCUCCAGUAACACCGGUGCAACGUCAGGAUUGGGUGGGUUUAACAGCGGCACGUACAACCCGAACGCUGUUCGCGGCGCUAGUGCUGGGAACGCUUACAACCCCAACGCGAGCUCUGGAAACGCGUACAACCCUAAUGCAAGCUCCGGGAGUGCGUACAAUCCAAAUCCAAUGGGAGGCAGUGCGCGAGGUGGUUUCGGUGGCAGCUCGAGCAGUACGCCGUCCUACAUCGAUAACACGAAUCGUAUGCUGAGUGGAAGUACCCACCGAAUUGGUAGCAUGGGUCUUCCUGUGAACGGACAGCCGCUCAGCGAUGUACCGACGACUGCACUUGGCAAGAAGGCGGAAGUACUGAUGAAAAUUGGCUCGGCCGCGCUUGAAAAAUGGGAUCGCCGCAAUAUGGACAAGUCAAUGGCUUCGUCUUUAGCUGACCACGACGAACUGCGUGCUGGCCCUCAAGUAAUUGACCAUGGCCACUACCAGCCGAAUGCCCAGGGGGCCGGAGGAGGCGAUACUAGCAGGGAUUAUGAGCGCACGAUGAUUGACAACUUAUGCGCACCUGCGGGGCUCUCCCGCGCACCACCUGCAGACGGAUUGAAGCGCUUUGUGGACCUUGCGCAGACGUUGGAUGCACAGACUAUUGGUGACAUCCUGCUAGACAAGCUUGAAGACGACACCUGGCAAGUCCGCCUGAAGGGUUUGCACGUGGUGCUAGCACUGUUGGAUUCGCCAGGUGCAGUUCCGUACCAGGAAUUUUUCGAAGAAAAUGUGGAGGUCGUCGAGGAGCUCCGAAAAGAUGCCAAGCCUAGCGUAGUAUCAAAGGCACUUCAGGUUUUGCGUGCGCUUGGUUACGCCGAUGAAGCGGACCAGGCCCCUUCCCAAACGAGCAGUAAGCGCUCUGCACGGGCGCAACGUGGUAGCCCUAGUAAGAACCGAGGUCAGCAGCCUCAACAAGAAGUUGAUCUUCUGGGGUUCGGCUCUCUUAGCCUGGAGUCGUCUGCUGGACCAGCACAACCACCUGUCCAGGUUACUGCAGAUCUUCUUGGCUCCCCCGUCCGUUCGCAGCCCCCACCAGCCCCGGCACCGCCGCAAGAGAUUUCGCUUCUGGAUGGCUUCGAUAAUCUAGGAAGCUCUACCUCGUCUAACCUGUCGUACGCGCCCCAGCAGCAAGUUGCUCCACCGCAACAACAGUUUUAUCAGCAGCCUGAGCAGGAUGAGCGCAACAAGGCUCUGAGCCAUUUUGGAAAAGACCUCUUCGCGAUCGCCAACUCGCCACGCAGCGCAGCUGCUGCAGCAGGAACAGCUCCGCCUCCUGGGGGCGAUGGCACGCGCCUCAGUGGCGGGCAAUCGGCAUUCAACUUCAUGUAGAGUAUCGUGCGUGAAUGAUCUGCUUUCUGCACGAAGUGUCCAAAGUGGGUAGAACAGGAAGUAGUCACAUUCGAACGAUGAAAUGAAAACUAAAGCAUGAAAAC